AUGUCAGUCAACCCGGGGACCCUCCGAGGCACCCCGAGCCGCAACCAGGGCCGCGGUGCUGUCCCCUUUGCCAACAACAACAGCCCGGCAGGUCCAUCCUCGGCAAUCCCCAGGCCCGUUCUCGAAACCCCGCCGGCGGCAGCCAGUGAGGUUGGCGGCUCUUCGCUCAGCACGAGCCGGCAAAAGCAGACCAAGAGAGAUGAGGCCAUCCGCCGCAAGUUGGAGAAUGACCUCUCCAAGAAGAAGCACCUGACUGGCCGCGCCCGGCAAUCCCGCAAGGCGCCCCCCGGAACCGUCCUCGCCCUCAAGCCAAGUCAGGCGCUCCAGAUCAAACCCCAAACUACCGUCGCCGAAGCCGCCCAGCUUAUGGCUGCCAAGCGUGAAGACUGCGUGCUAGUAACCGACGAUGACGACCGGAUUGCCGGCAUUUUCACAGCCAAGGAUCUCGCCUUCCGCGUGGUGGGGGCGGGGCUGAAGCCGAACAAUGUUACCAUCGCCGAAAUCAUGACCAAGAACCCGCUGUGCGCUCGGACCGACACCAGCGCCACCGAUGCGCUGGACCUCAUGGUCCGCAAGGGCUUCCGCCAUCUGCCAGUCAUGGACGAGAACCAGGAUAUUUCGGGUGUGCUCGAUAUCACCAAAUGUUUCUACGAUGCGAUGGAGAAGCUGGAGCGCGCCUAUUCCUCUUCGAGGCGGUUGUACGACGCCCUGGAAGGCGUCCAGUCCGAACUCGGCACUAGCCAGCCGCAGCAGAUCAUCCAGUAUGUGGAGGCUCUCCGCUCGAAGAUGUCUGGCCCCACCCUGGAAUCGGUGCUUAACGGCACCCCGCCGACGACGGUGAGCGUUCGGACGUCCGUCAAGGAAGCGGCUCAGAUGAUGAAGGAGAACCAUACCACGGCGAUUUUGGUCACAGACCAGGGCGCGAUCACAGGUAUUUUCACCAGCAAGGACGUUGUCUUGCGAGUGAUUGCCCCAGGUCUCGACCCUGCGACAUGUAGCGUUGUCCGUGUCAUGACGCCCCAUCCCGACUUUGCUCCCAUGGACAUGAGCAUCCAAGCUGCCCUACGCAAGAUGCAUGAUGGCCACUAUCUCAACCUGCCCGUCAUGAACGACGGCGGGGAAAUUGUCGGCAUGGUCGACGUCCUGAAGCUCACGUACGCCACACUAGAGCAAAUCAACACGAUGGGCACGGGCGACAACGAGGGGCCUGCAUGGAACAAGUUCUGGCUUUCCCUCGACCACGAAACAGAGUCGAUGGUUUCCGGCGACGGGUCGCUUCACCACACAAACCCUGGGCCCCGGUCCCUGAUGUCUCCCGACAUGGGCCGUAGCGACCGCCUUGUGAGCGAUAGCGUUGCGCCGGGCGACUCGGCAAGCCACGUCGGCGCCGACUCGCCGCACCACAGCGCCGUGGGCAUCCACACACCAGAGCUUCCGCCAAGCGAGGUCCCCUUCCCCUUCAAAUUCAAGGCCCCCAGCGGCCGCGUUCACCGUCUGCAGGUGACGGCCGCACACGGCAUGGCCGAAUUCGUCGCCAACGUUACCUCUAAGCUCGGCGCUGAGGUUGACGCCAUUGGCGGUGCCCCUGUCGUCGAGGACAACACGCUGUCCGGUGGCUAUGCCCUCAGCUACCUCGACAAUGAGGGCGACUCGGUUUCCAUUACGACAGACGAGGACCUGCUCGAAGCGAUCCUCCUCGCGCGGCGGGGCCACCGCGACAAGGUAGACCUAUUUGUGCACGAUCCCUCGGAGCCCCCCGUUCCCUCAGCGCGGGUGCCCGCGCCGGAGUCCACGGUGCUGGCCACCCCGCCGGCGUCGUCUACCCAUCGCGAGCGGAGGAAGACCAUUGAGGAUGAGGAAGAGGACAGUGACGAAUCCGAGGACGAGGACGUGCCUGCUCGCCGCGGCAGGCAUGGGCGCACACGCACGGCGCCGCCGCAGCAAAUUGCUGAGCAGCUCGUCGCGGGCGUCCCCAACGAGCUGCUUCUUCCUGGGGCUAUUGCGAUGUUGGCGGUGGUGAUUGCGGGAGUGUUUACCGUUUCGAGGUUGUCGACGCUCAGCAAUGCGUUGAAAGCCAGCAUUUCCAGGAUGAUUCUCAGGAAUUUUGGGGUACGGCACGGCCGCCAGGCGUUGGCGGCACCUGUCUCCCGAUCAUGCCUCCGAACGAUCUCCUCCUCGGCGACACGAUCGACAACGGCGCCGACAACAGUUGCCGAACCCACCACAACCGCGAGCGCACCUACGACGGCGACACAUGCCUUUGCCGCAGCUCAGGCCGCCGCGCGGCAGGCUGAGCUGGCACGCAUCCCCGAAAACUACACCGACUACAUGCACCAACGGGAGCACACGCGGGGUAUCGGCUCGCGUGUCGAGUCACGCUACCACCCGGACCAGAUGCUAGAGGAUCCGCCGCGAGACGCGACGCUUGAAAUGCUUAUGGCCGCCCAAGUGCACAUGGGCCACCAUAUCUCCCAGUGGAAUCCCGCCAACCAACGGUACAUCUACGGCCAGCGCGCGGGCAUCCACAUCAUCAGCCUCGAGACCACGGCCACCCACCUUCGCCGCGCCGCCCGCGUGGUCGAGGAAGUCGCCUACUACGGCGGCCUGAUCCUGUUCGUAGGCACGCGCAAGGAGCACAUGCCGGUGGUGGUGCGCGCGGCGGAGCUGGCCCAGGGCUAUCACCUGUUCCAGAAGUGGACGCCCGGGGCGAUCACGAACCGCGACAUCAUCCUGGCGAGCGGCGAGCUCAAGAUCGUGGACGGGCAGGACAAGGUGCUGGACGGGUUUGAGACCCACCUGCGGGACCGCCGCCCCGUCGUGCCCGACUUGGUCGUGUGUCUCAACCCGCUCGAGAACUACCCGCUGCUGCACGAGUGCGGCGUGGCCAACAUCCCCACGAUCGGCCUCAUCGACACCGACGCCGACCCGACGUGGGUGACGUACCAGAUCCCGGCCAACGAUGACAGUCUACGAUCCGUCACCCUUCUUGCGGGUGUCCUCGGCAGAGCGGGUGAGCGUGGGCAGCAGCGAAGGCUGGCGGACGCCGAUGACGGGGUCAUUAGCUGGAGGUCUCCUCGCGAUGUCGAGACUUUUAUGGAAAAGGAUGCCUUGGCCAAGGCAGAAGAAGAGCUUCGGCAGAUUAUUAAAGCCAGGAAAGAGGGGAUCUUGGACGACAAGCCGGCAACGGAGGAAGACUUCAUGAGCGAUGAUGAGCUGUUGCGAGCGUUGAACGAUGGUCCAAUCCCAAGACCACCGCAGUGA
Chaetomium globosum CBS 148.51 is the source of this 3261-nucleotide messenger RNA. RefSeq lists its product as uncharacterized. The record is from RefSeq and is a predicted model, not a curated record. Lineage: Eukaryota; Fungi; Ascomycota; Sordariomycetes; Sordariales; Chaetomiaceae. The transcript has 6 exons. Gene Ontology annotation, molecular function: structural constituent of ribosome; protein binding. The coding region runs from base 1 to 3261 and encodes 1086 amino acids. Gene Ontology annotation, cellular component: small ribosomal subunit; ribosome. Gene Ontology annotation, biological process: translation.